GAUCUAGGCAUACACUUGGAUGAUUCGAGAGCAAAGGCAUUCUGGUGACUAUUCUCAAGGCGAACAGUUGUUUUUUUACAAUCGCCCUAGACGAAAGGUUUUUUUUUUAUAUUAUUUCGCGAUGUCGGAAUCGGACGAUGGUUCUAAGUUCGAACACUACAAUGGCGUAGAUAACGCUCCGAGAGGAGAUUUGUCUACUACGAAGAGAAAGCUAAAUGCAUCACGCACGGACCGAAAUCCAAGAGCUAGAAAGCUAAGAAAGAAGCUAGUUCCUCGUAGUCUUCAGCGCGCCGUGAAAAUGAAGAAGCAAAUGUUGCAUACCGGAAUAUUGGAACGGGAACGGAUUGCAAAAUUGGAAAAGGAUUUGGAAGAAGUGAAAAACCAAAACGCUCUGUUAAUCGACGAAAUUAAGCAAAUACGAGGGGAAAGAGAACGCAAUGAAGAAAUUGAUAUCGAGAAUCCUUCGACGGACGCAAGUGAACUGGUUGGACAAAGUACCAUCGAAUUUGAGGCUAUCGGACCAUCAAGUACUCAGCGUCCAAAAGAUACAUCUGGCUUCGAAGAAUCGAAAUUCAUGUCCUCGAUCAACCAACUAUCUGUUUCGUCGAUUUGUGUUCCCGAAUGCAAACCAAUUGCGGAGAAAGAAGAAAUCAAUCGACAUAUCUAUGAACAAUGGCGUGAUCUUCUUGUCGACUCAAUGCAACUAGCGGGAGUUACUGACGAAAUUACCAAGUUCACAAUAUUUAAAGUUAAAGCUGGUCCCCGUCUCUUGGAUAUAUAUCGGAACGCAAAAGCAGACGCAGAUGCGCCGGAUGCAAAUUUGUUCCCCUUCACUCAUGCCUUAUAUAGGCUAAAGGCGUAUUUUGGAUCAAGUUCGGAUAUAAUGCUACAGAGACGUAGGCUCGCCUUGAUGGAACAAAAGUCAGACGAGUCCGAUUUAGCGUUCGUAACGCGUGUGGGAUCUACUGCCAGACUUUGUGAUUAUGGACAAGAGAAAGAGAUUGAGGAAAUUGUAGGUACAAUCGCUGAGCAUGCCCAACGAUUGCAGUAGUCGAGAAAUGCGAAGAAUCAGCAAAGGCUAAGGAAGUAAGCGAGAAUUCUGAAUAUUUUAUUGCCAACCAACAAGAUUGAAUGAAGUUUUUCAGUACCCCUUUUAACACCAGUUUGAUUUUAAAUUUUUUUGUUGAUUUUCAUGCAGAAAUGUAAACGUUUUUCUUUCCGUUUUCCUAUCUACAUAAUAAUAAAACAAGGAGCAAUUUAGUAGCAGAAUCGUAUUAGUAUAUGGUCUAGUAAUGUUGCUCCCGCAAGGAAACUAUUAUGCCUUACCUAUGGUUUUUAGAGUUAAGAAAUCAAAUUGGAAUUAAACAAGGAACUGAAAUAUAUAAUCAAAAGCUGAAAUUAAAUAAGAUAAUGCUCAUCAAUAAAGGAUAAAUAACAACUCAAUCUAAUUAUUUUGACAGAUCGUACCACAGAAACAAAGCGCUAC
Molecule: messenger RNA, 1486 nt
Organism: Topomyia yanbarensis
Lineage: Eukaryota; Metazoa; Arthropoda; Insecta; Diptera; Culicidae
Exons: 2
Coding region: 20-1051 (343 amino acids)
Source: RefSeq, a predicted model, not a curated record